CCAAUCAGCGUUUAGGAAAAGCAGGAGCCCGGGAAUGAGAGAGGGGCGAACUGAUUCUGUGGUCACAUGCCGCGGGGUCUAGUGGGAGGAGCAGUUGCCCAGCGGCCACUAGGAGUUUCCUGUUUCCGGUUCCCGGAGCGGUCUGCAGCGAGGCGCCUCGGGGAACGCUGCCCUCUGUCACGAGCUCUGGGACCGGGGUCCGCGGCUGGUCCCUCGCUGGCCCCGACUCCCAGCCCCGGACAGAUAUUCACUGGGGGAUUCUGAGCAGUAGCUACGCUCUUGGACCGUGGCAAAGAGUUUCCGCUCUUGGAACGUGGAACUACAUCUCCAAGGCUCUUUCUGAGGUCAACGUUGGGGCUUUCAGCUAAUUGCGGCUGCUCUUCUAAAAGUGUAGGCUGCUGGAGACAAGAAAAAGGGAUUCACCUAUGAAUUAUACUGAAAGCUGUAUAUAUGAAUUUCCUGAUACAGGUGCUCUUGGCACAGAGAUAUUAAAAUUUGUUGCGUUUGCCAAAGAAUCUUAUACUUUCUGCAAAAUUAAAAAACCAUUCAUUCAUUACACAUUCAUAUGCUCUUUCCCUUCUCCCCUGAUCCCUCCCUUCCCAACACACACACACUGUCUCGCAAAAGGAUGUUCCCCUUCCACAGCUGCUGGAGGACUGGACUGAUACUCCUGAUACUCCUGACUGUGGCAGUGAGAGAAACCUGGCAGACAGAAGAAAAAACCUGCGACCUGGUAGGAGAAAAGGGUAAAGAGUCAGAGACAGAAUUGGCUCUACUGAAGAGGCUGAAACCACUGUUUAACAAAAGCUUUGCGAGCACUGUGGGCCAGGGCCCAGACACAUACAUCUAUGUGUUCCGGGUUUGUCGGGAAGCUGGCAACCAUUCCUCUGGGGCAGGCCUGGUGCAGAUCGAUCAAAAUAAAGGGAAGGAAACAGUGGUGGGGAGACUCAACGAGACUCACAUCUUCAAUGGAAGCAAUUGGAUCAUGCUGAUCUAUAAAGGGGGUGAUGAAUAUGACAAUCACUGUGGCAAGGAGCAACGCCGUGCAGUGGUGAUGAUCUCCUGCAAUCGACAUACCCUCGCGGACAAUUUUAACCCUGUGUCUGAGGAACGAGGCAAAGUCCAAGAUUGUUUCUACCUCUUUGAGUUGGAUAGCAGCCUGGCCUGUUCCCCAGAAGUCUCUCACCUCAGUGUGGGUUCUAUCUUACUUGUCACGUUUGCAUCACUUGUUGCAGUCUAUAUCAUUGGAGGGUUCUUAUACCAGCGACUGGUGGUAGGAGCCAAAGGAAUGGAGCAGUUUCCCCACUUAGCCUUCUGGCAGGAUCUUGGCAACCUAGUAGCAGAUGGUUGUGACUUUGUAUGCCGUUCUAAACCCCGAAAUGCGCCUGCUGCAUAUCGUGGUGUGGGGGAUGACCAGCUGGGGGAGGAGUCAGAAGAAAGGGAUGACCAUUUGUUACCAAUGUGAUUGCACUUUGAAUGUUUUGCUGCUUCUUCAGUCCCCAAACCAGAGCAUACUCAGCCAGAUUUCUCAUGCAGUCUCCAUUCCAGUCUCUCUUCUCACCCUUAAUAUUGCUCUCUGCUUUCCAAUUUGCUUUUGAUUUGCAUCCUUGUCUAUUAGAACUGCUUUCCCUUUGUUCCAUAUUUUCUGUAGAGGUACAGUUGUAGAAGAGAGAUAAUAACAGAGGCUUAAUAUCAAAAGGUACAAGUAGGAUAGUUACAGUGGGCAAAAGGGUGUGGUUGGCUCCCUGGCCCUUUUUUUUUAAACAUUUUUCACAAGUUUUUAUGACACUGGAUUUAUUAAAAAAAAAAAAAAAAAGCAAAGAUAUAUUAUUUAUACAAGGUUUGAUUGCUUUCACGCUAUUACUCUGUGCCCUACAGUAGUCUCCAUGAGAAUAUGGAUGUAAUUUUUUGCUGCUUGGUACUACUUUGCAGUGAUUACUUGGUUGCAUUACAAGUAUUACUAUUUGCUCUGAGCCUGAAGAGGUUCUGGACUUGCUUUUCCCACCUUUGAGAUUCAGAUGGAAAAAGUGUGUAUUUUCCCAAUUAUAGGAUUGUAAGAUACUGUUUGUUGGCAUUGGGGUGACUUUUUAUAGCUGGAUUGUGGUCUUGUGGUUUCAGUCUGUUUGUAGCAAAAAUGCCUAAUCCAGAAAUCCAGUCAGUGGGAAAAUGAAAUGGAAAUGACCUCCUAUGCUUCAGAGGUCCCAGAAAAGGGAAGUCAGCUUACCUUGUGAUGGUGAGAUUGAUGGUUUUUUUCUCCCACUUGUGGUAAAAGCUGGCAAAGCUUUUUUUAUUCUUAAGACCUUCCCUAUCCCAGUAUUUCUAAACAUACUGCACUUCCUUCACAGGCAUGUCAUUUUGACCUAUUUUCCCUCCAUAUAAUCUGGAAAGGGAAUGGAAGCAAAUGUGGGACAUCUAGGGCUCUGCUGUCCUCUGGUGUGGAAUGCUGUUGCACCUGUCCCUUAUGCUGGCUCAGGGAAAUGUCUUCUUGCCCACAUUUCUGUGGUGAAUGGUCUUUAAUCCUCUUAUGGUUCUGCCUUUCUGCUUAGGCCACAUGCCCAGAAACCUGGGCUGAUAUUUCUGUUACAAUGAACCUCCUGGGCCACUGAAGAGUGGCAUGGCUCCAAUGGACACAAGGGAUGAAAUCAUAGGCAGGGGGCUUCUUAGAAGCUUUUUAAAGGAAAUUAUUUCCUCUUUGACUUUCAGUACUAUUAGAAUGAUUUUUUUUAUUUCUAAACAGGGAAAAAAAUGAUGUUAUAAAAGCAUCUUUUAUUUGUUUGCCUCCCUCCCCCAAACCCUGGUGUUUUACAAUGCAAAAAAACUACACUUUUUGUACAGAAACACUGAAAAAUUAAAAACAAACAAACCAU
This is a messenger RNA of Choloepus didactylus (southern two-toed sloth), 2867 nucleotides long. RefSeq names its product mannose-6-phosphate receptor, cation dependent (gene M6PR). Gene Ontology annotation, molecular function: protein domain specific binding. The record is from RefSeq and is a predicted model, not a curated record. Gene Ontology annotation, biological process: protein targeting to lysosome. The transcript has 8 exons. The coding region runs from base 566 to 1465 and encodes 299 amino acids. Gene Ontology annotation, cellular component: trans-Golgi network; endosome; Golgi apparatus. NCBI's taxonomy places the organism in Eukaryota, Metazoa, Chordata, Mammalia, Pilosa, Megalonychidae.